AUGCAGCCCCCUUCUCACUUGACUUCAAGGCGACAACGCAAAAUAUGGGAACAACAGCAACGUGACAAUGCAGUAAAGCGUCAAAGAAAAGACAUUUAUGAGAAUCAGACCCCUUUUCGUCAUGCGGAACGGCAUUUCAAGCUUUCUCGAGAACUCGACUUUGCCAAUGUCGUGGACUUUGAUCAACCCGCCAAUGCCAAGGACAAGCGCAUCGUUCCAGUCUCUCUCCAUAAUGCACUACCUGAAUCGCUCUUUGGAAAAACAACAGAUAAUGCUUACAUAUUGGAAGGAGUGAAGGGCCUUAUCUACAUUCCAAAUCCAUUCUCACCUGACAAACAACGCCAUUUCGUCAAGCAAUGUCUCUCAACGUAUGCUCUUCCCCCCAACAAAUCCAACCUUGAUCCACACUACAAGAUCCCAGCUCAAGGUCUCUGGCAGCUAUAUACCAAUGAACAGGAGCAGCAGCAACAUCAGCAAAGAAUUGAUUCCACCAACGACAACGAGGAACCCGUGUUGCCAUCCAGCAUCAUCCAUAAACUACGUUGGAUCACCCUUGGAUAUCAAUAUGAUUGGACAACCAAAAAGUACAAUGACGAGGCGUAUCCUAUUGCUGAUGACCUUUCCGAAUUGACAAAGGCUAUUGUGGCGGCUGUUGAAGGGAUUGGCCAUCAAGAUGAAUGGAAAAACACGUAUCCAAGCAACCAAUUCAAAGCCGAGGCAGGUGUGAUCAAUUACUAUCAGCUCAAGGAUACUCUGAUGGGUCACGUUGACCAAAGUGAACGCAAUAUGGAUGCUCCUUUGAUAUCAUUAAGUUUUGGUCAUGCAUGCAUUUAUUUGUUGGGUGGAACUACACGCGAUACAGCACCUAUUCCCAUUUAUCUUAAGAGUGGUGACGUUCUCAUUAUGACAGGCGAAUGUCGAAAAGCAUAUCAUGGCGUCCCACGUAUUAUAGAGAAUAGUUUACCAGAGUAUCUAUCUACGAGUGUGAAAGAUGAGGAGGAUUGGGAAUUGUACGGAUCAUACAUGAGUACUUCAAGAAUCAAUCUUAAUAUACGACAAGCAAUAACGUGUCCUUCCUUUUUCUGUGCACCUCAGAAUCGCUUGCAAGUUUUCGUCAUGUCGAACCUUCCUACCAUUCUCAGCCCCACCGAGGAGGACGUUCAACUCUUGUUGAGCGCUCAGUGCCACAUUGGUACCAAGAACGUCACCACCCGCAUGACCCCCUAUGUCUUCAAGCGCCGUGCUGAUGGUAUCAACUUGAUCAACCUUGGCAAGACCUGGGAAAAGCUUAUCUUCGCUGCCCGUGUCAUUGCUGCCAUUGAGAACCCCCAAGACAUUGUUGUCAUCUCUGCUCGUCCUUAUGGUCACCGUGCUGCUCUCAAGUUCGCCAAGUACAUUGGUGCUGAAGCUGUUGUUGGUCGUUUCACCCCUGGUACCUUCACUAACUACAUCACCCGCUCUUUCCGUGAGCCCCGCUUGAUCAUCACCACUGAUCCUCGCACCGAUUUCCAAGCCAUCAAGGAAGCUUCCUAUGUCAACAUCCCCGUCAUCUCUUUGGCUGACACUGAUGCUUCUCUUCAAUUCGUUGAUGUUGCUAUUCCCACCAACAACAAGGGUAAGCACGCUCUUGGUUUGAUCUACUGGCUUCUUGCCCGUGCUGUCCUCCGUCUUCGUGGUACUUUGGACUACCAAACCCCCUGGGACGUCAUGGUUGAUAUGUUCUUCUACCGCGACCCUGAGGAGGCUGAGAAGGAGCAAGAGGCUGCUGCUGCCGCUGCUGCCGCUGAAGGUGACUUCGCUGCUACUGCUGAAGCCGCUACUGGUGAAUGGGCUGUUGAAGGUGCUGAGACUGGUGCUCUUCAAGCUAACGCUGACUGGAGUGCUCCUACUGACUGGGCUGAAGAUGGUGCCGCUCCCGCUGCUGCUGCCAACUCCUCCUGGGAUGCUUAA
Molecule: messenger RNA, 1950 nt
Organism: Lichtheimia ornata
Lineage: Eukaryota; Fungi; Mucoromycota; Mucoromycetes; Mucorales; Lichtheimiaceae
Product: ribosomal protein S2
Exons: 8
Coding region: 1-1950 (649 amino acids)
Biological process (GO): cytoplasmic translation; ribosomal small subunit assembly
Cellular component (GO): 90S preribosome; cytosolic small ribosomal subunit; ribosome
Molecular function (GO): structural constituent of ribosome
Source: RefSeq, a predicted model, not a curated record